GUGGAUAGUCGUCCUCACGCCAUGAUGACGACAGGCUGACCUCGGAAAUGCAUGCUAUCAUGUAUAUCAUGGAAUGGUUAUCGACAUGAGAUUCUCGGCUCAUCAACGUCGAAACAUCCACAGGCCACCAGCACGCCGAUAGCUAAGGCGUUAGGAAAGAAGCAUCUUCCAAGAUGAGAAAGGCUCCCUUCCCCAUCGCGCUCGUCCUACUCUUGACGGCCGUGUCGUUUACGCUCCUCUCCACACUCUUACCGAGCUUGAUCCAUGUGGUUCAACCGGCUCCCGGGCCGUUACACCACGAAGUCAAAUAUGGACUGUAUAGGCGAUGCGUCCGCCGAAUCCCAGAAUCCGACCUCCUUCUCCUAGAACGCGCACAUCCUUCCGACAUCUCUUUACCCUCCAAUCUGGACCGACUAAAUACGCUCACCGGUCGGCGAUCAGUCUCGAAUGCCACGACUGCAAGGUCGAUACUGGAUGGAGAAGACAGUUUAAGGGUGAGGGCGGCACCGGGACCGGGUGAUAUCCCGAUCGGAGAGGGGGAUGGAUGGACCUGUCAACCUUUCCCACAAUCGUCCGAAUGCAAGACCCUCGGCCAAGGAUUCUGUAUCAUGUGGGCCACGGCAGGGUAUGCUGCUCAGCUAUCCUUGUUCCCGUGUCUGGUCUCGUUGAUCACACUGUUGUUGAUCACCAUCGGCGUCGGGUCAAAAAAGACUCGAGCCCAACGUCGUCGAGGAGGCUGGAAGAUCGUCUCGGGCCUCAUGAGCAUCCAUAGCGUGCUCCAGAUCGUGGCGAUCGCUAUUAUCUUGCACGUCUACCGGACCGACGUCAGGUUCUCUGUCGGGAGUCAUCUUGACACGGCGGCGGAUUUGGGAGUCGCUUCGGCCCUGAUCAGUAUCGCCAUCGUGAUCGCCCUCACGUGGGUCGGAUUGGCAGCGCAGGCUGGAAAAGAAUGGGCAGGUGGCAAGCCGCCUCGAAGACGUCGACACCGACGUACCCGAUCGGGCAGGGUCGUAACCGUGCCCAACUUGAGCGAAGACGAAGACGCAGAAGCGGACGAGGAGACGGGCCUGUUGAACGGCCCUGCUGGUGUGAACGGCGCGGAGGCUGCUACGGGUCAUGGUGGAGGUGUACAGCCGGUACGAUGAGUCGGUAUUGAAGCGUUCCGUAU
Filobasidium floriforme is the source of this 1168-nucleotide messenger RNA. RefSeq lists its product as uncharacterized. The coding region runs from base 174 to 1145 and encodes 323 amino acids. The transcript has 10 exons. The record is from RefSeq and is a predicted model, not a curated record. Lineage: Eukaryota; Fungi; Basidiomycota; Tremellomycetes; Filobasidiales; Filobasidiaceae.